AUGGAUUCUAAUGAUUCUGAUCCUUUUGAAGGCCCAUUUAAUAUUCCUGAACCAGACUCAGGAUCAGCCUAUGAGAAUUUUGACAGCGAUUAUGAGCAAAUAUCACAUGACAAAGGAGCGCAAGAGGGCGUUUCUCGAAUUGAGGGAAGGAAGGAUGGGGGCAGUGUACAUUCGGAAGGAGAAAGUGAUUCUUACUCGAUCUCUCUAGCAAAUCCAAAUCCAGAUAACAAAUAUACGGAUGAAUGGAUAAGCGCAGAUGCCCUCAAAUGGGCAGCUACGUUUGAACCUCCUGAAGUGGAAGAUAUUCCCAUCCCGUCGAGAGGAAUCUAUCGUCCUAGAUCCAAAAAGCGAAAGCUGGAGCGAAGGAACGGAAAUUUGGCGAGGGCAAAACGUGUCAAAGGAUUUUACAGCAAGGAUUAUCGCAGCCUUCUGAACAAUGAAAUUUAUGAUGCAGGAGCGAGGUCAAUUCUCGAGGACAAUAUUCCAUUGGAAAGCAGCCAAAUUGGUUGUUCCUUUUGGUCUACGGAGGAGAAAGACUUGUUCUUUACUGGGUUGUCAAGGCUGGGUAGAGAUAAUGUAAGAGCUAUUGCGGCACGCAUCGGGAGCAAGUCGGAAGUUGAGGUGCAAGAAUAUAUGCAACUACUACACCAAGGGUUAAAGGAAAAGAAAAUGUAUGAUGCACGACUUUUGGAUGUUACAGAGUAUUCAAUUGCGGCUGAACUUACCUCAGAAUGUUGUGAUAUCAUGGAACGAGCUGCGGACGGUCUUGCCCUACGGCAAGAGCUAUAUGAAGAAGAUGUCGAGGAGGCUAAAUGGGGCAAAUACUGGCUUUUGACCGAAGAAGUGAGCAAAUCACUGGAAAAAAAGCGCAGUGUGAGCACGACCAAGGACGACGAGGAUAUACAGGAUUUGCUACCAGCAGUUCGCCUUCUGCACCUCAAAAAUUGGCUUACACUAUCUGAGAGAGUGUUCAUGAAUUCUUCCGAGCCUCGGGAGGAUAAUUGGAGGCAGGUGGGAGAACUUGGAGAAACCCCGGCUAUCCGCGCGACUGCUUUCGACGAUUUUCAUUCUUUAACAGUCAGUGUUACAAGACGUCUCGUUUCAACCGUCAUUUUCUGUACAAUUUCGAGAAUGAGAGCCAUGGACUCGAAUAAGACCAAAGCAGCACAUAUCAACAUCAAAGACGUGGAAGCUGCGACCAAGAUUUUGAAAAUGGACGCCAAUAGCAAUGAAUUUUGGGUAAAAUGCCCUAGAAGGAAUUAUCUCUCUGUUUCUCGUGACGAAGAUCUGAGCGACUCAAUAAUGUCAUAUUCAGACGUAGAAACCGAACUACGUAAAGAAUACAAUGAAAGGAGGAGCAGAUCUCGUUCUCGCAGUCAUCCACACGUAGAUCUUCCUGAGGAUAUAUCGGAAGUAUAUACAUCCGCAUCUGAUUCUCUACUCUACACCGAUAUUGAAUCCUCCGAUUCCGAAAUCUCCGAUCAUCUCGACGACAAUCCUUUUACACAGCGGUCUCCAUCCCCCUCUCAGUCACAAUCACAAUCCCAACCACGCUCCCAACGCAAACCGCACCUCUCACCAGAAGCUUACGAGCACGCACUUGAAACUCACAUUUCCGCCUUGGAUGCACGAGCUAGUAGAUCCGAGGAACAGCGCAUCUGGAAUUUAUUGGGCCAAGAUCCACCUCUUGAUAUCAAAGCCGUGGAAGACGAAGAACUGCCAGAGAGACCUAGUAAGAAAAUGGACAUAGAGGGAGAAAAUAAUGGAGAAGAUUGGAGAGAAAAGGGAUUCUGGAGUGAAUGGGAGGUUAUGGGUAUGGUUGGCGAGGAGGAGUUUGUGAGAAAUAGGGAAAGAGUCGGCAGGAAAGAACGAAGGGAAAGGUUGAGAAAGAGUCGUGAAGAGAAUGAAAUGGCAAUGAGGACGAGGACAGGCGUGGGGAAUGAAGGAAAUAUUAGUGAGAGCGGCAGUGAAUGGGGCGAAACAGACGAGGCGAUCUUGAAGGGUCGGAAAAAGGGAAAUGUUGGAGGUUUGAGCGACCACGACGAAAGUGUGGAGCCAGAAGACGUUGCUAAGCACAGAUCUUACGCGGUUUACAAUAGCGACGAUUAG
Molecule: messenger RNA, 2109 nt
Organism: Sclerotinia sclerotiorum 1980 UF-70
Lineage: Eukaryota; Fungi; Ascomycota; Leotiomycetes; Helotiales; Sclerotiniaceae
Exons: 1
Coding region: 1-2109 (702 amino acids)
Biological process (GO): transcription initiation at RNA polymerase I promoter; nucleolar large rRNA transcription by RNA polymerase I
Cellular component (GO): RNA polymerase I upstream activating factor complex
Molecular function (GO): rDNA binding; RNA polymerase I general transcription initiation factor activity
Source: RefSeq, a predicted model, not a curated record